Poecilia reticulata (guppy) is the source of this 2065-nucleotide messenger RNA. The record is from RefSeq and is a predicted model, not a curated record. NCBI's taxonomy places the organism in Eukaryota, Metazoa, Chordata, Actinopteri, Cyprinodontiformes, Poeciliidae.
GUUUUGUUCAAGCUGACUAAAGUCAGGAUMUGUGAAGGAAAGCACAAAGGGAUCGUGACUGAGAGGAUCUGAAUCAGUUAAACCUCAUCACUGGGAACAUUUAUUUAUGAGAUGUAUGUAGAUCCAAACAAAACCAACAUCUACUGAAAGGGCAUCCUGAAGUGUGGAGACAUUUUCUCUGAGAGAAUAAAACUCGACUAGAAAUACAUGCUGUAAAUGGUCUGACGUGGGAACGAGCAUAGAAAUCUAUACUUUUGAACAAGAUUUAAUACCAAAGUAAUUGUUUCUUUUGGCAUCUAAACAUCCUGGCUGUUCUUUUUCUCUCUUUGGGGUUUGACUUGCAGCUGAUGAGGAAGACAGAAUCUGGCAGAAGUUGAGARCAACAUCACUUCCUGUCUAAUUCAGAUGAUUUCCCUGAUUCUGUACCUGCGUGUUGUUGCACACGUACCGUAGCUCUGUAAACAAGAUCAUCAACUUGUAAAUGGAUUAUAGCAAUGACUGCCUGACCUAAUUUUCUGUCAGGCUACAGGUCCAAAAGUCACAUUCAUUGAGGUUAAGUUCUUAGUUACAGGUGUGGCUUUACAGACUGUUGUCUGAAUUGUUCCUUUAUGGARUUGUUGGUCUAAUUUGAAGAGCAGUUUGUUUUUAGUGUUAAGAAUUACCUUUUUAGGUGGARAUUACUUAGGUUUUUAUAACUGACAAACUGCUGCCAGAAUAAGAGAAACUGAUCAUGAAAUCUGGAUGUACAUUUUAAACAAACCUUGGACUAAUCCCAGCUGAGUAUCCUCUCUGAACUGGACCCCAAACUAAAUACAUCUCGCUGUCCAGUAGCUGACAGCGUGUUGAGUUGUGGAGACUUUGGAGCAUGUCUGAUGCAGAAGGAGAGCAUCCUCCCUCAGUCAGACAAUYUUGCUGACUUCUGAUUACUUCAAUUUGAAAAAUGUUCUGUGAUUUCAAAACUUUAGCUCCCGUUUGUAAUUCCAGAGUCCAGUAGGGCUGCARGGUGUAGAUUCAGCCUCCAGAUCAAUAUAAAAACCCUGAGACAUUUGGUUAUGCACAAGUGGAUGUACGUGUGUUGCAUGUAUCUAUCUGCUUGAUUGUGUAAUGACACAAUGUAGACUCUGUUCAACUUGUUGAAUAUUGUUUAAACUGAAUGGUACAACCUCUGGGUGGGACAUUCGCAUACACUGGUGGGUUUGUGSCUUAUUAGAGGCACAAAAUAAGGAAAAGUUUUAUGCGACGAAAUUACAGUUUGCAUGACCUGGUUGAUUUGCUUCAUAAGGGUAAGAUCCACAUUGGUUCAGCCUGAUGUUUAUUGCCCAACCCUUUAGAAGGCAAAACAAUAAUGGAAGAGCUCAAAGUCUGACUGAAUGACUCACAUGUUUGGAUUAAAGUUCAAACUAAUUAAACCUCUAAGACAUAGAAACUCACACAGUCGUUACUGAGAGGCAAAAUGGCUCAGAGAGAAGCACAGCUGCAGAAGAUCACCUGUUCCAUCUGUUUGGAUCUACUGAAGGAUCCAGUGACUAUUCCCUGUGGACACAGCUACUGUAUGAACUGUAUUAGACGAUACUGGGAUGGAGAUCAGAGGAGAAUCUACAGCUGCCCUCAGUGUAGAGAGGCCUUCAGAAGAAGACCUGCAUUGAGAAAAAGUACAAUUUUAGCAGAGUUGGUGGAGGAUYUGAAGAAGAUUGGACUAAAAGUUGCUGCAGCUGAUCACCGCUAUGCUGGACCUGAAGAUGUGGCCUGUGAUGUCUGUACUGGGAGGAAGAGGAAAGCUGUCAAAUCAUGUCUGGUUUGCUUUGUUAAUUACUGUGAGAAACAUAUUCAGCUUCAUUAUGAAUCUCCAGCUUUGGCAAAGCACAAGUUGGUGGAUMCCUCCAAGAAGUUCCAACGAAACAUCUGCUCUCGUCAUAAUGAGGUGAUGAAGAUCUUCUGUCGUACUGAUCAGAAGCGCAUUUGUUCCCUCUGCAAUAUGGAGGAACAUAAAGGCCAUGAAACAGUCCCAGCUGCAGCAGAAAGGGCUGAGAAGCAGAAGAAGCUCCAGGUGAGUCAACAACAAAUC